GUUUCUGUGGUGAGUUUUUCUGUGCCGGCUGACGACACCCUUCUCGUGGCAGCCUACGACCGCUCCGUGCGGCUAUAUAAUUGCAAGCGGCGCUCGACAACGGCAAGCCUCGCGGCGCCGGCGCCGGUGCUUUGCGUAGCAUACUCGCCAUACAGGACGUCGUUUGCCGGGCUCUUGGACGGCACCAUCCGCCAGCUCGACUACGAAAACUUGGCGGUGUCGGCGCCCGUGGUUUCCGCCGCGGGCCGCGCGGACGAAGGCUCCGGGACUGGAAACGGCAUCAACUGUUUCCGGCCGCUGGACACCUCGCUGUUUGUGGCCACCACGUUCGGCGGCACCAUGCUCCGCUUCGACCCGAGGGCCCUGCGCGUGGCCCACACGCAGCAGCUCCGUGGCAAGGCCUUGGCCAUGGACACGUGUGGGCACCUUGUGACGGUGGCGCUCCUGCAGCAGGCCGUGGAAAUCCACGAUGUGCGCAAGUGGGGGGCGCCCGUUCUGACCCGGGCCUCGGGGCUCCGGUUUCAGGCCCUGGCGCUCCGGGCGUUUCCCUCGGGUGAGGGCUAUGUGCUCAGCAGCGUGGACGGGCGGGUUUCGGUUGAAUACUACGACGAUCUGGCCGCGGCUCAGACGCAAAAGUUUGCGUUCAAAUGCCACCGUGUCCGGGCGCCUGCGGGCGGCGAGGAUGCCGUGUAUCCGGUGACAGGGCUCCGGUUCCACCCGGUCCACGGCACCUUGUUCACUGCGGGUGGCGACGGAAAUGUGUGUGUGUGGAACUGGGAAAAACGGAAACGAAUGAAGCUUUUGGCCCACGGGCUCGAGCUGCCGAGGGCCAUAUCGCACAUGGACCUUUCUGCAGACGGCGCGUAUGUGGCGGUGUCUGUCGAUGACGAUUCAUACUCUAGAACCGGUGGAGCGCAAGCGGCGGCGAGGGGAGGACGGGUUUUGGUUAGACCGUUGGGUGACGCAGAGUGCAAACCCAGAACGUGA
Molecule: messenger RNA, 987 nt
Organism: Metschnikowia bicuspidata var. bicuspidata NRRL YB-4993
Lineage: Eukaryota; Fungi; Ascomycota; Pichiomycetes; Serinales; Metschnikowiaceae
Gene: BUB3
Product: Bub3p
Exons: 1
Biological process (GO): mitotic spindle assembly checkpoint signaling
Cellular component (GO): bub1-bub3 complex; mitotic checkpoint complex; kinetochore
Molecular function (GO): ubiquitin binding
Source: RefSeq, a predicted model, not a curated record